Bactrocera dorsalis (oriental fruit fly) is the source of this 1539-nucleotide messenger RNA. It is a transcript of the gene Rab9, whose product is annotated as ras-related protein Rab-9A. The transcript has 3 exons. Lineage: Eukaryota; Metazoa; Arthropoda; Insecta; Diptera; Tephritidae. Gene Ontology annotation, biological process: retrograde transport, endosome to Golgi. The record is from RefSeq and is a predicted model, not a curated record. The coding region runs from base 430 to 1230 and encodes 266 amino acids. Gene Ontology annotation, molecular function: GTP binding; GTPase activity. Gene Ontology annotation, cellular component: late endosome; phagocytic vesicle; lysosome.
UAAUUGAAUUUCUACAGCUGGUUUAUUUGCUAACUGGUGCUGGAACUCACAGGUGGAAAUUCUUAAUUAAAUUUAAUUUUUAUAGAAAUUUGUGUAAUUAUAUUAAAUAAUAGUAGUGAGUUGAAAAAUGGUGCAAAUACAAUAAUAAAUGUUGGUAUACAAUUUAUAAAGGCAAGCAAGAGAUGCAACAAAGUAAUUAGUGUACGUUCAGUGCAUCGUAAGCUGUCGUGAGCAGUCAGGUGGAACACCAGCAACAACAAAUUAGUUAUAAUUGGAAACUACUUGUUCGUUAGUGCAUUUAUGUAAAGUAUUACAACGGUUUUAGAAAAACCAAAAAAAAAAUAUCAAACGACAACCAGUGCUAACUACACAUAACCAGUGAUUUAACGCAAUCGUUGUAACAACAGAUAAUAUUACAAAGCUAGCACAAUGACGAAUAUGCGUCCACCAAACAAAACCAUACUCCUGAAAGUUGUCAUACUGGGGGAUGGUGGCGUAGGCAAAUCCUGUCUGAUGAAUCGCUUUGUUUCGAAUCGUUACGACGAAAACAACUUUCACACAAUUGGCGUUGAGUUCAUGAAUAAAAACAUCGAUGUGGAUGGCGAGAAAUACACAUUACAGAUCUGGGACACCGCUGGCCAGGAGCGUUUCCGCGCGCUACGCACACCCUUCUAUCGCGGCUCCGAUGUGUGUAUGUUGUGCUAUGCCGUCGAUGAUCGCGACAGUUUUCGCGGACUGAAGCAAUGGCGCAGUGAGUUCCUCAACUAUGCCGAUGUAAAGGCGGAUAAGUUUCCCUUCAUUGUUGUUGGCAAUAAGCUCGACAUGGCCGCAAAGUAUCGUCAGGUGAACUACGAAGAAGUGGAACAAUGGUGCCAGGACAAUGGCAUUACCAGUCUAAUUGAGACUUCCUCGAAAGCAGCCAGCAAUGUCACAGACGCAUUCGUAUUGGCCGUACGCCAGUGGAAGCAUAUGGAGCGUGUUGCCGAAAUCGAGUUGCGCCAACAGAGCGAUACUAUCGAUCUAACACGUAGCAUACGUUUGGCGCAAAAUCGUUUCUGCUGCAUUGGCGGUGGUGGCGGCAGUGGUGGCAGCACCACAUCGGCCGAAGCUGAAUUGGAGGAUGAGUCGAUGCGUAGCGACCGCAGUGGCAGUCGUCCGUCGCCGCUACGUUUCGUCAAACAGUCGAAAGCGGCUGCCAGGCAAUCGCAAGCAACGAAUUUUCAGCUGUAAAUUUCAGUUUGUGGAAUGUGAAUUUGUCGCACACGCUCUUUCCUUUUUGUUUCCACUUUAUGCUUUCAUUUGGUAGAAGCCAAAAUUAUAUAAGCGCGUGUUGUUGAAAUUCCAUUGGUUUGAUGAAAGCCAAGUAAAAGCAAGUAAGACGUAAAACAAUGUAUCUGAUAGACUACACCAAAGGCAGUUAAGCGUUUGUCGCGUGUUGAUAGCGUGCGAAUCGAGAAACGUUAUUUAACUUCAUGUGUAAUUCUAAAAACUAAUACGCGAAAUGUAAACUAAAUGUUAGUCAUAAGCUAAAUAAGUUUG